This is a messenger RNA of Elgaria multicarinata webbii, 2436 nucleotides long. It is a transcript of the gene RPS19BP1, whose product is annotated as ribosomal protein S19 binding protein 1. The transcript has 4 exons. Gene Ontology annotation, cellular component: nucleolus. Gene Ontology annotation, molecular function: enzyme binding. Lineage: Eukaryota; Metazoa; Chordata; Lepidosauria; Squamata; Anguidae. The coding region runs from base 41 to 475 and encodes 144 amino acids. The record is from RefSeq and is a predicted model, not a curated record.
GAGUGUACUUCACGUGGGUGAGGAAAAGAGUGGAGAAAAGAUGUCGGCUUCUUUACUAAGGAAGGGACUCGAGCUACUGGAGGCGACGGGAGUAUCCACUUCCCAGGCCAAGAGAGCAGCCACCACCGCCCAGGCCAACAAACAGUCGCUGAAAAGGACGAGAAAGAAGAAAUUGUUCUCAGGGUCCAAAAGAGACAAAGCCACAGUCAAAGGCAAAGUCACCAAGUCUGCAUUAGAGGAGUAUAGGAAAUGUCAGGCUGUUGAUCACUUUCAGGAGAACAUGAAGUACAUGACAAGUAGUCAAUUCAUUGCAGACAGCACUGUCACUGAAAUGAUUUUAACCCAAAACAGAGGGAGGAAAGCUAGAGACCACACUCAAGAGAAGGCAAAGAAGAAGCCGGAAGGCACUGUAUUCACCGAGGAAGACUUCCAGAAAUUUGAGAGAGAAUAUUUUGGGGGAGCUGGAGUAGUCUGACCAAAGAAACUGUGUCUCUCAUUGUUACAGAGGAAACAUCAAAGAUCAGCGUAUUUCCUUUCUGUAAGUGGUUGAAGCCACAUUUACUGUAGGAAGCUGCAGCAUCUUCACCGCUAACUUGUUCAGUCAUUUCAUGCGGAAUGUUAGUCUGCUCUCCAAACAGAGAAUCCUGAUCUCUUUAUCACAAAAAAAACAUGAUCCUCGUGAUUUACCCACUUUGGACUUACAGCUCUGUCACUAAGAUACUUCUGCUUUAUGAAUCUGGCUUGAAAGUCAGCCUCCACCCCACCCCUCCAGAAGUGAUGGGUGUAUCCAUAUUGACUUAAACUACUGGUUUCUGUAGGCAUGGGAGAGAAAUUGAAUGCAGAUGCUGGGACAAGGUGAAAAGUGGUGUUUAGGACUUGCACAGGAUUGCUUUGCUGUGACAGACAGACCCUCUAGAAAUAACUAAUAUGGAAAUUAUCUGUCUACCUCAGUCAUCUAUUAUAAAUAACAGCAUGACACUAGCCAAAGUAGUGUGGAAGACAGAACUUCAAAUUUCCACAACAGUACCAUUAGGAAAACUGUAAAUGGGAGUCUCAUUUUAUUUACUUGGCUUAAAAAAAUAGUUUGCAUAUAGUUCCUUAUUGUAUCCUAUGCAGUCAUCUCUCAAAAGUAUUGAGUUUCUGUAAUAUACAUCAGGCUACGUUAUCACUGCUUUUAUUGGUAAAUGAAAAGGAUCUCUUGCGGACUAUUUCUGCAAUCAUUGAGAGCUUAAGAUGCCCUUGGUUGUUCACCAUUGCCUAUGCUUGCUAAGGCUGGAGGGAGGGUUUACAAGUUGUCUACCUCUGACUUAAAAAUACCAGGAAUCACUGAAUGAUCUGGGAACAGUUGAUGCUGCAGUACUUCUGAAGAUGAACAGGCACAAGUAGGUCUGAUCAGAAAGUUGGAGAGGAGACUACUGAGCUCUCACAUAGAAGUUGGAUAUAAUGAUUUUAUUUAAAACACCAUACACCCUGUUCUAUUUCAGUAAUAAUUUAAAGCAGGAGUACUUGAUGUGUUUGGGCAGAGCUGCUGGAGGUUACAUGUCGGAUGGUGGCUUAUACAACUGCGUAUUUAUGCAUUUCUUAAAAAGUAUAGUAAUAGAACUGUGUAUUAUUGAUUAGAGUUGCUACACCAACACUGUGUUUUGCUCAAAGAAAAAAGAUCCACGUCUUGAGACAGCCCAAAACUUUGCUCAGCUAUUUGCUUUCUUCAUGUCCUUCACCCCAUCCCUUGCUAAGAGUAAGCUCACUAUUAGAAAGUGUACCUCUGUAUCUCUUUUGGUCAACCUGUUCAUCUGCAUAAGCGAAAUUGAGUUCAUGUGAAUUUUAAGUGUGCCUCAUAAAAGGGCCACACUUCUGUGUGGCAAUAUCUGAGGUUGGGUCCUGCAUUGUUCAGGCAACCGAACGGCUACCACUGGUGGAACAGAUUUUCCCUUGUCCUCUGCUUUCUACAGCAUCCUGCACGCCCUCAGAAUUCCUGGUUUGGAGGACAUGUAGGGGGUUGCAAGGAGCCAUAGAGGAAAGGGCCAUUCUGCUGCUGGGAUGUUGAAUCUAACCCAUUGUGUAAUCAAGUCUUUUCCCACUUACAUAAUUCUACAAGAUCUUCUCCAUCCCCUUUUGAUUAAAAUAUUCAUUUUCUAAUCAGUUUGGGGCCUAGCUACUCACUGGGCUAAAUGUGCUUGCCCCAAAGAUGGCAGAAGUAUCAACCAGCCCUUUCACAGACAUAGGGCAAGUUUGAAACCUCUUAAAUGUUAUUCUGCAGCUCAAGUGCUUAAUACAAGGUUCACUUGCAUAGAAGGAAGAGAAAUAUUUCCCCCCCCCUCCCUCAGUCACUCUAAAAAAAUAUUUAGAGGACAUUAUGUAACUGUUUUGUACCAGGUUUCUUGUCUUACUUUGCAAAUGUAUUUGGAAUGGGAGUAAACUAUUUUUUUAUCCAAA